CUGCUACUCGAUGUUUGACAGCGCAUGAUAUCGCGUAAAGUCUCAGCACUAGACUCACACUUGUCUCAAAUUUGCCACGAAAUGGUUUUACUGGACAAUUCUAACUUUAUACUAGGCUUGGAGAAGCUCGCAAAUGAGGCAAAAAAGGACGCUUCCUUUACGAUAACAUUUAAACGAUACGAUGGCCACGAUAGACCGGUGCCCCGACCAGGUAAAAAACCAUUGGCCAAGCCGGAAACAUACAUGUGCCUAAUGCGUGCCCAAUGCAAAUCGAAAAAGAUAUCCACAGUUGUGCGCCAGGAGGAUGUACCCACCAUGAUGGCCAUGUACUCACAAUUUAUAAAGAGCAAAAUGGACGGCCUCAAACGUGUCAAGAAGGUGAAGAGUAAGGCAAAGCCGGCAAAAGGAUAAUCUGGGUUUGGCAUUACAAUUAGUAGAAGUUUUUAGUUAACUAACAUUUUAUAAACAAUACUUUAUAA
Messenger RNA from Drosophila busckii, 479 nucleotides. RefSeq names its product signal recognition particle 14 kDa protein (gene Srp14). Lineage: Eukaryota; Metazoa; Arthropoda; Insecta; Diptera; Drosophilidae. Gene Ontology annotation, molecular function: endoplasmic reticulum signal sequence receptor activity; 7S RNA binding. The coding region runs from base 25 to 411 and encodes 128 amino acids. The transcript is spliced from 4 exons. The record is from RefSeq and is a predicted model, not a curated record. Gene Ontology annotation, biological process: SRP-dependent cotranslational protein targeting to membrane. Gene Ontology annotation, cellular component: signal recognition particle, endoplasmic reticulum targeting.